UCUUUCGGCAGCUCUGCUCUGUGAUUUUGUUCCUUGCGUAACAUGAUCGCAGCCUCUGCCCCUCCUUGUUUCUAUGGUUAAAGAGUGAAGCAGCACCACCCACCCCGCUCUGUCUUCACCACUCCCCCCUUCAUUCUGCACAGACAGGCGGGCUGAGAGGGGCAGCACAUUACAGGGCGCCGCGUGAAGACAAACACCGUCGUACUGAAAUGAGCUGUUACGGAAAUCCCCUCCAAGCUUUCCUCUUCAGGCUCGGGACGCUGAAAAUGUGAGAAGCAAAAGGCUGCGGCAUCACUCUGACAUCAGCUCUGCGGAGAGAAAACUUCAAAAAUCAAAACAGAGGCUCAUCUCCUGCAGACCCCUGUCCUGGAGAGCACUCCCGUCGCAUACCGUGCAUAUCUGUCCAUCACCGGGCCGAUGAGACGUUGACAGGACCGUGAAAAAGCCAUCAGGGGGAAGGGACGAAGGGAGGUAGCUAUACAGAACAAGAGCAAGCGUCCAGAGACAGAGGGAGAGCAGGGGUGGGGAGGAGAGGAUGGACGCCCUGCUUCCUGUGCUGAAGAGUCACCCAGGCCCGUCAGUGCUGGUGUGCUCUCUGCUUUUCAGGGUGGCCCACCGGUUGCUGCAAAGGCUGCCUGUGCCCAAAGUGGUGAAGGAGAAUGACCUCCGCUCCUGGAAAUGGAGGAACCUCUCUGUGUCAGUGUUGCACUCCCUGCUGACUGGGGCAUGGGCCCUGACCUGGGAGUGGACACGCAGAGAAACGUUUGCUGUUUGAGGUGUGCCCCUUUUGCCAACCAGCAUGUGGUGGUUUGGCCAGAGACGUUGAGCAACCUCCACUCUUACUACACCCCUCUCUCCUACCUGCUCGUCUGUGUCUCAACAGGAUACUUUGUGCAAGACGCAGGUGAUAUUAUCCUGACAGGACAUGGAAGAGGAUCAUGGGAAUUCUUACUCCAUCAUGCACUGGUGAUCUGGUGUUUCCUGUACGCCCUCUACACUCAUCUGUAUGUAGCCGGCGCUGUAGUAGCUCUCUUCGUAGAGGUCAACAGUGUCACCCUGCACCUGAGGCUGAUGCUGAAGCUGGCAGGCGCUCAGUCCACCUCCAUGUACCACAUCAACAAAUUCGCCAACCUGUUCACCUACGUCACAUUUCGUCUGAGCACCCAGUUCUACCUUACCUGGUACAUUGUCCACAAUUACUCCUGGCUGGACCGCAGUGGAUUAUUUCUCGUCUCCAUGAUGGUGAUGAAUAUUAUGAUCCUGAUUUAUUUCUACCGCCUGCUCCGUGCUGACUUCUUCUCUUGGAAUAAGAGCUCUGUGGGACAAAACGGGACACAUCACAACAACUCCAGAAAGUUUCUCAGUGAUUGACUGCAGAAGGUUUACAGAACUAUAUGUUUGUAUUUAGGGUGGGAGUUUACAUAUUUGUCUUAUUCAAACUAUAACUAACCAUUUCUCAUGACGACAUAACUAACCAUUUCCCUUGUUGUGUCUCACUGCCAAAGAUCAAACCCUUCAAAACAACUUUUGGUGGAACAAGAUGCAGCCUUGUUCAGAUGCUGCGUUCCAGAGAUGCUGGAAAGUCAGAAAUUUGCCUUUUUAUGGGGAAAAAUACAAUGCAAACAUUGCUUUAAUUGAAGCCGAAAUCCUGGGUCAAACUCUGGCGACAUUUCUCAAACCCUUGAGAUGUUACCACUUUUAGCAUAUUUACAGUUUAUUUUCAGUAUUGUGUAACUUUGAAGGAAUCAAUAGACAUUUUGGGAAAUAUCCUUAGAGGCUUGGCAAGAAUUAGAUGAGAAGACUGAUACCACUCUCAUGUGUGUAUGGUAUACGUGAAGCACCAGUUAGCAGCCGGUUAGCUUAGCUUAGCAUAAAGACUGGAAACAGAGGGAAGCAGCUAGCCUGGCUUUGUCCAACGAUAAAUCCUCUCGUAAAACCACAACUUGUUUUUUUACACUUCAGUUUUUGUACAAAUUAAACAAACGAUAUAUAACAUUUAUGCUAAGCUAAGCUAACUGACUACUGGCUAUAGCCUUAUAUUUAGCAUACAGACAUGAGAGUGAUAUCAAUCUUUUCAUCUAAUUCCAAGCAACAAGGCAAAUAUGUGUAUUUCCCAAAAUAUCAAACUAUUACUUUCAUUAGAUUACUUUUAUUACUUGACAUUUCAGCAUCAUGUAACAUUAAAGGAAUAGUUUGACAUUUUGGGAAAUAAGCUUUUUCACAGCUUUUUGAUUGAUACCACUAUCUGUACACUAAAUAUGAAGCUACAGCGAGAAGACAGAUGGUUAGCUUAGCUUAGCAUAAAGAGUGGAAACAGGGGGAAACAGCUAGUCUGGCUCUGCCUUCAGUUUUUGUACAGGUUAAGCUAGCUGUUUCCUCUUGUUUCCAGUCUUUUUGCUAAGCUAGCCAGCUGCUUGAUGUAGCUUUAGUGUACAGAUACAAGAGAGGUAUUAAUCUUCUCAUCAAAAUUCUGCAAGAAAGUAAAUAAGUGCAUUUACCAAAUAUGAUGAAGUAUUCUGUUAGUCUGUCAAAAAACCUGUGUGAUGAAUAGUUCAACACAUAAAUUUGAAAAGUUAAAUCGCAUUUAGCAGUUGCUAACACUCUUGGCUGACAACCUAGCUAUAUGUUGCCAUAUCUAUAAUAUUUGCAUAGGGAGUAGUGUUUUUAUAUAGACCCUUCCGGAGUGUAUGAACAACCUGCCAGCUGUGAUUUUCUGACACUGAACUUUGAAUUUUAGCAGCAACAGACUCGACUCGUAUUUGUGCAUGUGUAUACAGUACGUUCUGUCUCUAUGAUGCCAUAUGUGGCUGAAGAGAUACUGAGGUGUGACUGAACUGGCACAUAAGACACAAUGUUCUCAAUUUAACUGGUAACACACAAGAAUGCAGGACAAUGUAUGGUCCUCUUAUGGUUCUCAUAUGAAAUCUGUUGGUAUUUGACACAAGUGGGGCUGAAGCUGGAUCUUCCUGCCGUCUAACAGUUGGAUAAUUGAGCUCAUCAGGAAGUGGGCACCAUGAGAAACCCUUCAUAAUGAGCAGGCACAGCACAAUCAGUACUGAUAUUGCACAACCAGUAGUUAGACUUGUGUGGAGUAAUAGAAGAGCAUAGCCACUGUGUGUACCUUGUUUGCAAAAUGAUAAUAAUUUUACAGAAUAGAGCCCUUUUUUAAGAUAUUGAAUGAUGACCUUCAGGUUCUCCUCAAAAAUUGACAUAUAUGAAGCAUUUUGUAAAUAAUGUUAGAAAAAGUGCAUUCCUUUUUGAUAUAUAUCAAUAGUGCUUAUUUCCUAAUCAUGCCAUAAAUCAUAAGUGCCGAGAGUGUCAUUUACAAACCUAUUAAUCAAUAUAUUUCAUUUUCUAUCUAAACCAAUGCCAAGAAAGUCCAAACAGACAUGGACAGACAGCCUGUGACAGAUGUGUCUGAUCUGUGCUACAGUGCCUUUUCAAAAAUAAGAACAAAGCACAGAUAAAGAUAAUGUAUGAAUAAGAAAGUGUAGAUAAAGUGCAGAUGUCUGUAUGCUUUUGUAAAAUCUGGGCCAAGUAGAGACAAACAUACAGUAAAUCAAUUUGACCACGACCACAAUAAUGUAUCUUGUCUUAAAGUGACAGCUGUUUUUAGGAGUGCUGUGUUUUUGGAUGGUUGAGUGAUACCAUGAAUUAAAACAGUAUUUAAAAUCA
This is a messenger RNA of Siniperca chuatsi (mandarin fish), 3675 nucleotides long. RefSeq names its product TLC domain containing 1 (gene tlcd1). Bases 679 to 1371 code for a protein of 230 amino acids. The record is from RefSeq and is a predicted model, not a curated record. The transcript is spliced from 5 exons. Gene Ontology annotation, cellular component: plasma membrane. Gene Ontology annotation, biological process: regulation of membrane lipid distribution; phospholipid homeostasis; membrane assembly. Lineage: Eukaryota; Metazoa; Chordata; Actinopteri; Centrarchiformes; Sinipercidae.